CAUUAAAAGCCAACCAAUUUACAUCUUUUACGGUUCUUAUCGAGUCUAUAAAAACAUGAAAAAAUUAUCUAGCGAUUCUUAUCGUUCAUAAAAAAUAAAUUUAACUUAUCGCCCGCAAACGAAGGCCGAAAAUGUCUUAUUUAUGUACAAAUGUAUCCGUGUAGGAGGAGUCACGGCGUCAGACGUAUAAAGACCAUCUCACGUUCCCUUCUCGUUCCUUCGCUCUUCCUCCAAGCCCAGGACUCCACGUCUGUACACGAGGCCUCACCGGUAACUUCUCACAAUGGGCUUUGGUGAUCUCAAAACACCCGCUGGACUCAAAGUCCUCAACAACUUCCUUUCAGACAAAAGUUACAUCGAAGGGUACGUACCCUCUCAGGCUGAUAUUGCAGUGUUUGAUGCUUUGUCCGGUGUCCCAUCUGCUGACCUCUGCCAUGCUUUGCGUUGGUACAACCACAUCAAGUCUUUCCAGAAGGAGAAGGGCAGCCUUCCAGGUGUAAAGAAGCCUCUCGGUCAGUACGGGCCUGCCGGCAUGGAGGACACAACUGCCGCAGCUCCUGCCGCGGCUGAUGAAGACGAUGAUGACAUCGAUCUGUUUGGCUCCGAUGAGGAAGAGGAUGAGGAAGCCGCAAAGAUCAAGGAGGAGAGGCUUGCAGCUUACAACGCCAAGAAGGCAAAGAAGCCUGCACUUAUCGCCAAGUCUUCCAUUCUGUUGGAUGUCAAGCCCUGGGAUGAUGAAACCGACAUGGCCAAGCUUGAGGAGUGCGUCCGCAGCAUUCAGUUAGACGGUUUAGUCUGGGGACAGUCCAAACUGUUGCCUGUUGGCUAUGGCAUCAAGAAGCUGCAGAUCGCCUGUGUUGUAGAGGAUGAUAAAGUAGGAACAGACCAGCUAGAGGAACUGAUCACAGCCUUUGAGGACUAUGUACAGUCCAUGGAUGUGGCAGCCUUCAACAAGAUCUAAAACCCCACAGCACAAAAGCAUUAAUCCAAUAAAAGCACUUCAAAUGCUU
Molecule: messenger RNA, 1010 nt
Organism: Danio rerio (zebrafish)
Lineage: Eukaryota; Metazoa; Chordata; Actinopteri; Cypriniformes; Danionidae
Gene: eef1b2
Product: eukaryotic translation elongation factor 1 beta 2
Biological process (GO): translational elongation
Cellular component (GO): eukaryotic translation elongation factor 1 complex
Molecular function (GO): translation elongation factor activity
Source: RefSeq, marked provisional